CAUGAAUUGCUAGCGUUUGACGACGGAUGUCGGAUCGGAAUAUUCUGAUUAAUCGGAAAUCGGAAAUGUUUUUAUGUGUAAUAGUUUAAUGUUUUGUUUUAGCAAUUGUAUAAAAUGCAAUCAUAAUGUCAAUUUUUAGUGAUAUUAAGCAUUAACUCGGUACUAUCGACCGGGAGCGAUGUACGGACAAGCCUAAAAAGUAACCGCGUUUUAAUUCGGUAUACAUCGGCCGUCCGAAUGCCGUCGACCGUCUAAUCAAUUUAAAAAACAAUAGUAGACUGUAGAUACCAUGCGUAAGAUGAUGAGAAUGGUCAAUGGGUAGUGGCUAGAUUCGUAUUUGUUAAACCGAAGAUCACGAUGGAUCACAGCCACCGCUGGCUGUUUUGAUCGUUCUCACCCGAAAACACAAUAUUAGUUUACUGAUUUUCAUGACUCGACUUCAGCCGUUCUGACUACAUCCAAUAGCGACAUGUUUCGACUGUGAACUCAACGCGACAUCACACACUGCUAUAAAUCACAAAGAAAACGGAUGCAAAAUGACUACAAAAGACGAAGAUUCUAUAAAUUGUAAUGAAUUGGAAAGUGAAGAAAAAGACCAGGUCAAAGGACAAAGUGAUAGCAAUACAGUUAAAAAAACUCCAAAAAUGGAUUUAAAUAAGUCAGAUCUACUAAAGCUGUUGGGUUAUUUAGAAGGCGAGCUUCAAGCAAGAGACGUCGUUAUAGCAACCCUUAAAUGUGAAAAAAUUAAAUCUAUGCUGCGAAACAGAGGAAGCGACUGCCUCAUAAAAGAUCCAUUAGCUGCAUUACAACGUGAUUGUUUUGCAACUUUUGAUACCAACAACGAUAGUCUUUCAUAUCAACAACUAGGAUCAUUGGAAAAUCUCGUACUACAACAAAGGAGAACUCAUUUGAGGAUAGCAAAUGUUUUAAAAGAUAAUCAAAUUAUGCAUCACAAGAUUCUUGAACUCGAAAGAUUAAAAAAAAAACAAUUGGAGUACGAGUAUAAAAAAUUGCAACACACUAUGGAAGAAGAAAAAAUUAAACAUAAACAAAUAGUGUUAUUUUUGUUAGCAGAAAGGAAAAAAAUUGUGAUGAAAUAUAUAGAAGAAAGAAAACGGUCUGAAGAUUUAGGACAAAUAUUAAGCGAAGAAAAAAGUAAAAUAGAUUCUAUGGCUGAAGGACUUGAAGAAGAAAGUAAAAAAGCUUUGCAAAUGGAAGCCGAAUUAGAAAAACAUUUAGCUUUAUUUGAUAGUGAAAGCAAAAAAAUGGCAACAGCUUUAAAUGCCGAGGAGAAAAAAACAAAGACUUUAGAAACAGAAUUAAUAAAAUGCCGAAAUGAGAUAACUUCGUUAGAGAAAGUACUAAGUGAAGCACUUCAAGAUAAUCUACCAGAACUUUCAAGCCGUUCAGUUUCGAGUAGUCGAGUUAUUUCUUCUCCAAGUGAUCCAAUUAUGAGCAGUGUAGCAAAAGUUGUUCAACCUACAGCUACUGCGUCAAGUGUUCGUGUAUCGGGUCCAAUGACUGGAAUAGCUCAAUCAGUUAACCCAGGACAAAGUUUAAGAGGUAUCCGAUGUACUGCUGGACCAAUUAAAGAUCCUCAGGUUGAAAAGAUUAAUUUUGAUGAAGACCCGUCAUCUUCCUUAGGUACUAUAAAAAAGCAGCCCAUAGCUUUUGGUCGCAGUAUGCAAUCAUUAGACGCUAGCCCAUCAAAUUCAAAUAUUAAAAAAUCAUUACUUGGCACUCAGAGAAACAUGUCCGUACCCAAUGUUUUGUCCGAGAAUGUAGUAAAGAAACAACAGACUACCUUGAAUCGCGGUGCGCCACCACCGGUUCCGCCUAAUAAGCCUGUAAUACCUCCGAAAAAGGACUUAUCAAUGAUUAAAAAACCACAGUCUGCCGAUAAUAUUACUGUAGUAAAUGAUAAGGAACAAAAAGACUCUGCACUAAGGCAUACCAAUUCAACGCCUAUUAAUUCCAGAGAGACCUCUACAGAGAAACAAGAAGAAACAGUAAAUAAUUAGAUGAUUCGAUAUUAUGAUUUGGUUAGUUAAAACCAAUUAAUUUUAACUUAUCAAUGUUUCAAGAAAGCAGACUUCAUUUUUCUUGGAAAUAGAAAGUCAUGUGGAUUCUGGCAGAUACUUUUCAGAAAGUUUGUUCUGCUAAAAAAUAAUGGAAGAAAUCUACUGAAAUUUUACAUUUAUAUAAUUUUUUAGUUUUAGUUAUAUUAAUAUUAUUUGAUUUUAAUAUAAACCUAUGGCAGCCUACUUAUUAAAAUGUUCCUAACCCAUGUAGCUAGUUAUAGAUGUAAUACUGUUACAUUAAAAAAAAAAAACAAAAAAUAUAUUAAAAACACAUACAUCACUAUUGUAUCAGUAAAAUUAAAACUUAAUUAUUUUAUGACUUUUAUAUUAGCUUUCAUGUACUAUAAAAGUUAUUUUUUUGAAAAUGUCAAUUGAUAAUAUCUAGAAUUGCUUAGAUAAAUAAUUUCUUUUUAUGUAUUAAAGAAAUAUAAUUUUUUUGGUACAUCCUUAGACUGUUACCAUUAAUAUUUGUAAGGCACAGGGGAAAACAGUAGUUAACACAUUAUAAAAAUUUCUUUUUUUCAAUUUAUGCGAUUAAUUUUUUUUAUUUAUGUCAAUAGAUUGUUUAAAUAAAUACAUAUUUUAUUAGAAUAACAUUUAAUGUAAUAUUUUUUUUUUCUAUGUAAGAGGGAGAGGCAUUCACGAACUUUGUUUUUGCUAUACUUUAAAAAUUUUAAUAACAUACUACCGUUUUUCCCCUGUGCUCUUCAAUUUUAUUAAUUUAUACUUUUUCUUUUCUUAUCUGAUAAAAUUAUAUACCUUUUCUUAUUAUAUUCCAAACAAAAAUGUCCAAUAUACAAUCUGUAAUUAAAAUUAAUUCCUAGAGUUCUACUUUUUAGUUUUUCUAUUAAUUUAAUACUGUUUUACUAACCUAACAAAACUAUAGUUAAUAUAAUGUUUUAUAGAAAUUCACAUUAUACCACCCUG
Messenger RNA from Adelges cooleyi (spruce gall adelgid), 3008 nucleotides. It is a transcript of the gene Naus, whose product is annotated as CTTNBP2 N-terminal-like protein. The coding region runs from base 537 to 2021 and encodes 494 amino acids. The transcript has 10 exons. The record is from RefSeq and is a predicted model, not a curated record. NCBI's taxonomy places the organism in Eukaryota, Metazoa, Arthropoda, Insecta, Hemiptera, Adelgidae.